AUGCACCACAAAAUUGUGGCCUUGGAUGCCUGGAAUGUCCCCAUCCCUGAAAGCCUGCUCCAGCUCCCCGCGCCGCACACCUACGAGCUCGCUUGCCAGACCAGCCAAUUAUCCUCCACCGAAGCCAUUCAAGAGGCGGUGCGGGACGCCACCAUCAUCGCCACCACGGUCACGCCGCUCAAAGGCUCGACUCUGGAUGUUCGCAACACGCCCAGCCUGGAGCUCAUCGUGGCCAUUGCGACCGGCACCGACUGCAUCGAUGUAGAGUUGGCCGCGGCGCGCGGCAUCAAAGUCGUCAACUGUCCCAAUGCCAACACAGAGACGGUGGCCAACCACGUCCUGGCCAUGUAUUUCGCGGGCCGGCGCCAUCUGAUGCAGCUGCACAAUACGGUGCUGCGGACUGAUGAAUGGCCCAAGAAAUAUUCCUUGAGGUCAAUUCUCAAUGACCCCGAGGGCAACCCACCGAGGACUUGCACAGACGAGACCGUGGGUGUGGUGGGCUAUGGGGCGAUUGGUGAGCGAAGACUGUCUUUUGGCGAUUCAUUUUCCAUUCUUUUUUUUGCUAACCGGGAUGGAAAAGGUCGUCGUAUUGCCGAGUUGUGCCGUUCCUUGGGGAUGAAAGUCCUCAUUGCCGCACGCAAAGGUGCAUCAGCAAGCGCCGACCGAGUGCCCUUUACCCAAGUUCUCGCCCAGAGCUCCGUCGUCGUGCUCUGCGUGCCGCGCGGCCCCGACACGCUUCAUCUCAUCUCCGCGCCAGAACUGCACGCCAUGCCGCGGCACGCGCUGCUGCUCAACGUCUCCCGCGGCGGCAUCGUCGACGAGGAGGCGCUGCUCGCCGCGCUGCGCGCCGGCACCAUUGGCGGCGCGGCCACGGACGUGUUCCUCCAAGAGCCGUCAGCCGCCGGGCCGUUUUGGAAAGAGGGCGACAGCAGCCCGCUGCUCAGGGUGGACGCGGCGGAGGCGGACAGGCUGAACCUGGUGGUGACGCCGCAUGUGGCGUGGUGCUCGACCACAACAUUUUCCAACUACUUGCAGGCGUUUAAGCGGCAUGUCGAGGAGUGGUGUGCGAAAGAUGAGAGACGAGAGUCGGCAAUAAACUAA
Molecule: messenger RNA, 1101 nt
Organism: Cordyceps militaris CM01
Lineage: Eukaryota; Fungi; Ascomycota; Sordariomycetes; Hypocreales; Cordycipitaceae
Product: glycerate dehydrogenase
Exons: 1
Coding region: 1-1101 (366 amino acids)
Molecular function (GO): oxidoreductase activity, acting on the CH-OH group of donors, NAD or NADP as acceptor; NAD binding
Source: RefSeq, a predicted model, not a curated record